CCUUCCGCGCGACGACCGUUUUCGACGACACACGCCCGGGGAUCGAAGCUGGGGAGGACGCCGCUGUCGAUUCCUCCGGGGGUCGAGGUUGUUAUGGGCGAGCCGAGGACGUUGAGGUCCGCGACGUCGUAUAAGCCCGUUGUGAAGAAGACGAUUACUGUCAAGGGACCUCUGGCAACAUUGAAUCUGGAUGUGCCCGAGUUUGUGGACCUGGUACAGAGCGAAGAGGACAAGACUGCGACGCUGAGCGUGAGGGAUCCGAAUGAAAAAGAGCAGAAGGAGAUGUGGGGCACAUCAUGGUCCUACCUCAGCAACCACAUCACAGGCGUCUCCGAAGGCCACACGGCCAUCCUCCGCCUCGUCGGCGUCGGCUACCGUGCCAGCGUUGAGCAGCGCGGCGCCAAGGAAGAAUACCCCGGCCAAAAGUUCCUCUGCCUCAAGCUCGGCUUCACGCACCCCGUCGAGGUCGGCAUCCCCAAGGGCGUCACCGUCACGACGCCGUCGCUGACGCGCAUCCUGCUCGAGGGGCCUGACCGUGAGGUGCUCAUGAGCUUCGCCGGCAAGGUCAGGAAGUGGAGGCCGCCGGAGCCGUAUAAGGGCAAGGGCGUGUUUAUCAAUGACCAGACGAUCAAGUUGAAGCAGAAGAAGAUUAAAUAA
Messenger RNA from Trichoderma virens Gv29-8, 657 nucleotides. RefSeq lists its product as uncharacterized. The annotation marks the transcript as partial. Gene Ontology annotation, cellular component: mitochondrial large ribosomal subunit; ribosome. NCBI's taxonomy places the organism in Eukaryota, Fungi, Ascomycota, Sordariomycetes, Hypocreales, Hypocreaceae. The transcript is spliced from 3 exons. Gene Ontology annotation, molecular function: structural constituent of ribosome; rRNA binding. Gene Ontology annotation, biological process: translation. The record is from RefSeq and is a predicted model, not a curated record.